Archocentrus centrarchus (flier cichlid) is the source of this 2100-nucleotide messenger RNA. RefSeq names its product olfactomedin-like. Gene Ontology annotation, biological process: signal transduction. The record is from RefSeq and is a predicted model, not a curated record. Bases 86 to 1468 code for a protein of 460 amino acids. NCBI's taxonomy places the organism in Eukaryota, Metazoa, Chordata, Actinopteri, Cichliformes, Cichlidae. The transcript has 5 exons.
UGUCCGUCCUGACCGAGCGUGUUAGAGAAAAGAGAAGCAGGAAGGUGCUGAUGUCAGUGUCGGCUUCAUUUGUCCAUCUGUAAACAUGGUGCCGCUGCUUCUGCUGCUGCUCACAUCCACAGGUGAUGGCCAGGCUCAGCGUGUGAUUGGCCUGAAGAAGGACGACUCGUGCGUGUGUGAGGUAAACUCCACCAUGUGGUCGUUCCCGGCUGUGAAGUACGAGGCUGUGCUCCAGCAGGUUCAGACCUGUGAAGGAUCUUUGAACAACCUGUUGGAACAGCUGAAGGUAUCCAGGCAGCGUCUCCCUCAGAUCCAGACUCAGGUCACGGGCCUGUCAGCCAGACUGGAGCCUUACCAGUACCUGCACCACAAGGGCCUGUACUCUGCCCUGUCUCUGCGCCUGCUGGGCCAGGAGCUCAGCCAACUGGAGAUGAAAAUUGAUGCUGUCCACAGCCAAUUAAACAAUACUCAGACACAGAAGCUGUCCAAAGAGGUGGUUAAACUGCGUCAACAUGUGAACAGAAUAGAAACAUCAGACGUGAUUAACAUGAAGACGGUGAAGGAGAAACUGCGCUACCUGAAGAAUAACGUGGAGUCCUGCAAGUCAAUCCCCAAAGACUUCAGAGACCCAGACAGAUACUGUCUUAAGGGCCUGAUCACCAACAUCAGCAACCCGGUCACGACUAAAGUCAGUCCCUAUGGUAAGAGCUACAUCUCAGGUUCAUGGGGCAAAGACGCCCAGAUGGAGAGCGAGGGGCAGAAACACUGGGUUCAGCCUCUGGUCAGCAGUCACAUCUGGGGCAACACCGUGCGUGUUUAUCAGACCUACGAAGACUUCAUGGCCUCAAGAAACCACAGAGACUUUACCUUCGCCUCAUCGCACAGCCACCCCAACGCCAUUGAGGGUCCGAGUGCCGUGCUGUAUGGCGAGGCUCUGUACUAUAACUGCUACCGCUCUGCAGACAUCUGCCGAUACGACCUGAAGACCAAUGAGGUCAAACGGGUCACCCUUCCAGGCACCGGGGUGGGCUUCAACAACAAGUUCCCCUACUGUUACUACGACUGCCGGCUCAACAGCGAUGUGGAUGUGGAGGCAGAUGAAACGGGACUGUGGGCGCUCUAUGCCUCUGUAGGGAACCACGGUAACCUCGUGAUCAGCCGACUGCUGUGGGACAGCGAGGCCAAGACCCUCAACGUGACACAGACGUGGGAAACCAGGCUGUUCAAGAAGGCGGCGAGCAAUGCCUUCAUGGUGUGCGGUGUGAUGUACGCGACUCGUUACGUUAACGAGUACCGCGAGGAGGUGUUCUACGCCUUCGACACAGCCACAGGCAAAGAGGACAACUGGCUAGCACUGCCGAUGGAGAAGGUAGCUAAAGGAGUGGCCAGUCUGAGCUACAACCCCACCAACCGGCAGCUCUACAUGUACAACGAUGGAUACUUACUGGCCUACCAGGUCCACUUCUGAUUGGAUGCUUCAUGGAGAGUUAUGGUCACAUGACUCAGCAAGAAAACAGCAACCAGAUUAUUUUAUGCAUCAGCCGUGUUAGGAGGCAAUGCUAAUGCUAAAGGUAUAUCAUGUACGCUGUAAAGGUUUUUCUAAUAUAAUGUAGUUCAGCAACACUGAGUGGAAACAUCAGAAUCUUAAUAAAGUCUUCAGCAACAAUAAGACUGAGAUCCUUUACUGGCAUCUGGCAACUUUAUCAUCAGGCUUCAGUCUGGUUGCCUGAUGUCACAGUUUAUAUAUAUAUAUAUAUAUAUAAACUGUGACUUAUGAGAAAGUUGUUGGAUUAGAUGAAUAAUAACACAGAGCUGAAAAUGAACAGCUAUCGUCUUUAUGUCAGCUUAAUAUUAUUAAAUAACCAUUUGGUUAACCAUAUAUGAGCCCCCUGUGCUUUGUCAGGCACCUGUUGUGGGAGUCUGUGUGUUUCUAUGAAGCCACCUGUAGAGGGUGAUGUUACACCAGGAUUUCAUGCAGGAGAGGUCCUUUUGUGGAGAGCAGUAACAAAAUGCUGUAACAUGACUGCAAAUAUGCUGCCACAAAUGUCAGAACAACAGUAAUAUUAUAUUUGUACUUCUAACAUAACCCUGAACAUUAAA